Messenger RNA from Puntigrus tetrazona (Sumatra barb), 3478 nucleotides. RefSeq names its product transient receptor potential cation channel, subfamily C, member 6a (gene trpc6a). Lineage: Eukaryota; Metazoa; Chordata; Actinopteri; Cypriniformes; Cyprinidae. Gene Ontology annotation, biological process: manganese ion transport; calcium ion transmembrane transport; regulation of cytosolic calcium ion concentration. Gene Ontology annotation, cellular component: cation channel complex; membrane. Gene Ontology annotation, molecular function: inositol 1,4,5 trisphosphate binding; protein binding; store-operated calcium channel activity. Bases 581 to 3205 code for a protein of 874 amino acids. The transcript is spliced from 13 exons. The record is from RefSeq and is a predicted model, not a curated record.
GCAAAAUAAAGCGAAUCAAAAGUGUGAUGCUGCCGCUGAAUGUACAUUGACGAUUGGUCAGUCUGGAAUUCCAUUGAAGCCAUUUCCCACAGUUAUAGAGAGCUGGGCGCUCGUAAUGAACACACAGGAUGUUGAGGUUUAUUGGGAACGCUGAGACAGACCCAAAGGGAUUGUACAUCUGCACUCCGUCACUGGGUUUUGAUUCUGGAAGCUGAAAUCAGAUUCUAAUACAAACAGAGAGGAAUAUAAAAUGAAAGAGUUGUUUCGAAAGGACUAAACGCUUUAAGCUUCGUUCAGUUUGAUAAAAUAAAGCAAGCGAAAAGGAAACGGUUUUCGUGAACCAGCACGAAGAUUGUUAUAUUUUUCAUUUAUAGCCAAUGAGUGGAAAAGAACAUUCAGAAUUCCUCGGUGCUCUGCACUAUCUCAAGACUUAAACGGGAACAUAACAAAGGAUUGUAGAAGAUGGUGACUUGCCAGUGUGUAGCGCACACUCAAUCACUCACAGCUGGAUGUUUGGAUAACAGGAUGUGUUAGCUUUGCUGUGUUCGCAUUUCGGACUUGAACUGCUUCAGUUGGAAGAAUGAAUCAAAAGAGACUUGUCCUGGAGGAUGGAAAUCAAUCAAAGUAUCACACAAUUGAAAAGAGGAACAGAAGUAAAGACAAUCUACUGAUGAACGAAGACUUUGGAGAGGACUGUUAUGGCAGUUAUGGACACUACCAUGGUGAGAACCUGGCCAGACAGGCCUUACCCAAAAGCAGAAGGCAGGCGGUGCGAGGGGCAGCCUACAUGUUCAACGCCCAUCCCAACAGCCUAACCCCAGUAGAGGAACGUUUUCUUGAUGCCGCCGAGUAUGGAAACAUACCUGUGGUGCGCCGAAUGCUUGAGGAGAUCCCUGAGCUGGACGUUAACUGUGUGGACUACAUGGGCCAGAAUGCAUUGCAGCUGGCGGUGGCAAACGAGCACUUAGAAGUAACAGAGCUCUUGCUUAAGAAAGACAACCUGUCGCGUAUUGGGGAUGCGCUUUUGUUGGCCAUCAGCAAAGGAUACACCAGGAUUGUCGAGGCCAUUUUGAGCCACAAAGCUUUCGCCGACUCCAAGAGACUCACAGCGAGCCCUAGUCAGGCUCCAAUGCACGAUGACUUUUUUGCGUACGACGAAGACGGCACGCGCUUUUCUCAUGACGUCACUCCAAUCAUUUUAGCAUCUCAUUGUCACGAAUACGAGAUCGUGCACAUUCUUCUGGGAAAGGGUGCUCGCAUUGAGCAGCCGCAUGACUACUUUUGUGCCUGCGACACCUGCAAUUAUCAUCAAAAGUACGAUUCUUUUUCCCACUCCCGCUCGCGCAUCAAUGCGUACAGGGGAUUGGCCAGUCCAGCGUACGUCUCUCUGUCCAAUCAGGAUCCUGUGUUGGCGGCCCUGGAGCUCAGCAACGAGCUGGCUUCCUUGGCCAAUAUUGAAAAAGAGUUUAAGAAUGAAUAUAGGAAACUUUCUAUGCAAUGCAAAGACUUUGUUGUGGGGCUUCUGGACCUGUGUCGGAGUACAGAGGAAGUGGAAGCCAUUCUGAACGGUGAAGAGGAUGAGACUUUAGAAGUGCCUGGACGACCAAGUCUCAUUCGCUUAAAACUCGCAAUAAAGUAUGAACUGAAAAAGUUUGUGGCCCAUCCUAACUGUCAACAACAGCUCUUAUCAAUAUGGUACGAAAAUCUGCCCGGACUCAGGCAGCAGACCACCGCCAUUAAGUUCCUAGUGGUUUUAGGUGUUGCAAUUGGACUACCCUUUCUAGCAAUGGUGUAUUGGGUGGCACCAUGCAGCAAGAUGGGAAAGAUCAUGCGUGGCCCAUUCCUUAAGUUUGUGGCACACGCGGCCUCCUUCACUAUUUUCCUUGGCCUUUUGGUCAUGAACGCUGCAGACCGCUUUGAUGGGACAAAGUUGCUUCCAAAUAUGACCAUUCAUGACUAUCCGACGCAGCUGUUUCGUAUGAAAACAACUCCUUUUACUUGGAUGGAAAUGCUCAUCAUUUCAUGGGUCAUAGGGAUGAUUUGGGCAGAGUGCAAAGAGAUCUGGUCCCAAGGUCCAAGAGAAUAUCUUCUUGAGCCUUGGAAUUUGCUAGACUUUGGAAUGCUGGGCAUUUUUGUGGCAUCCUUCAUCUCAAGGAUAAUGGCUUUCUGGCAUGCGUCUGUAGCACAAUGCUAUGUUGAUGAGCACUACACUGAUUUAACCAAUGUUUCAUUGCCUUUUGAGGUGGGAUAUUUCCAGUUGGCUCGGAUCAAUUGGCUCCCGUCUGAUCCUCAAUUAGUUUCUGAGGGCUUGUACGCCAUAGCAGUGGUCCUGAGCUUUUCUCGAAUUGCAUAUAUCCUGCCGGCGAAUGAGAGCUUUGGACCACUGCAGAUAUCUUUGGGACGAACUGUGAAAGACAUCUUUAAGUUCAUGGUCAUCUUCAUUCUUGUCUUCCUGGCCUUUAUGAUUGGAAUGUUCAACCUUUACUCAUAUUAUCGGGGCGCUAAACAAAAUGAAGCUUUCACAACUGUAGAGGAAAGCUUCAAAACAUUGUUUUGGGCAAUAUUUGGCCUUUCUGAGGUCAAAUCAGUAGUUGUGAACAAUGGACACAAGUUCAUCGAGAACAUUGGCUACGUUCUGUAUGGAGUUUACAAUGUCACAGUGGUCAUCGUCCUACUCAACAUGCUCAUUGCUAUGAUCAACAAUUCCUUUCAGGAGAUUGAGGAUGAUGCAGAUGUGGAGUGGAAGUUCGCUCGGGCAAAGCUGUGGUUCACCUACUUUGAGGAGGGCAGAACUCUCCCUGUGCCUUUUAACUUGGUUCCCAGUCCCAAAUCUGUUCUGGGUCUGGUUAUGGGGGUUAAGGGACUUUUGCAAGUGAUUUUCAAAAGACACAAAGCCAUUAUGAAGGGGUCUGAGCUCAGUGAGUUGGGACAGAGCAAAACAUGCCAGGACAAAUCUCUUCCUAGCUCCAGUCGAUAUCAGAAAAUUAUGAAGCGUCUUGUUAAGCGAUAUAUCAUCAAAGCUCAAAAUGACAAAGAAUGUGAUGAAGUCAAUGAAGGUGAACUGAAGGAGAUUAAGCAGGACAUUUCAAGCCUACGCUAUGAGCUGCUGGAAGAAAAGUCACACAACAUGGAGGAGCUGGCAAAGCUAGUGAGGACACUUGAAAAAAAUCUCUCUCAGGACUGCUUGAUACUAAAAUCUCAUUAAAGAAGCCAAGCGGCUGCAUUUUAUUUUACAGAAGCAUAUAAUCAACUAUUUAUCAAGCAAGACAUUUUGCACAAGGACUACAUGUGAUUUCACAUGCUUCUCUGCCUUGGCCUGCUGGGUUAACAGAACAAAAAACAUCUGUUGAGCUUUCCAUGACUGUGAAGAAAUGAUAUUCUGUCUCUCUGUUUUGGUAAUACAUUACAGAUUUUUGGAUUUGUAUGAUAAAUAUGCACAGUUUGCUGUUAAGAUUUUUUUGUCAGACAGUAUAUAGAU